AAUAAGAGUGCUUGCUUUAAUAGGAUUAUGAGCUUGCUGUGUUUAUACAGAUUACUUUAUAACCCGGAUUGAGAGAGAGCUGAAGGAUUCUCUAUCCGUCUUCAGGGUGGAAGAGAACUCACCGUAAGCAGCAAAAAUGCCAGUUAUAGAUGUAGAGAACCUAACAGACUUGGAUAAAGCUAAAAUGGAAGUAGAUCAGUUGAAAAAAGAGGUAAAACUGGAAAGGGAAAAGGUGUCUAAAUGUUGUGAAGAAGUCAUGGAAUACAUUCAGAGUGGUAUGGAUGAAGAUCCCCUGGUAAAAGGCAUUCCAGAGGAAAAGAAUCCGUUCAAAGAAAAGGGUGGAUGUGUCAUUUGCUAAUGUGGACAGACUAACUGCCCUUUACAAUUUAGACUCUUUGCUACUAAACGUGGAGACCUGCUACUCUUUAAUCUUAGCCAGAAUCUUCCCUGCUGCUUGAAACAGAGAAAAUACAGUUGAGGAUAGAUGCUAAAAUUACUCUAAAUGACUUGGAAAUGGACGCUCUUACAUCAUCUUGUAUAUUUCCCUUUGAAGUGGUGAAAUAAAAGAAAAUAAAUUUG
This is a messenger RNA of Clarias gariepinus (North African catfish), 579 nucleotides long. It is a transcript of the gene gngt1, whose product is annotated as guanine nucleotide binding protein (G protein), gamma transducing activity polypeptide 1. Gene Ontology annotation, molecular function: G-protein beta-subunit binding. The record is from RefSeq and is a predicted model, not a curated record. The transcript has 3 exons. Gene Ontology annotation, cellular component: heterotrimeric G-protein complex. Bases 137 to 358 code for a protein of 73 amino acids. Gene Ontology annotation, biological process: G protein-coupled receptor signaling pathway. NCBI's taxonomy places the organism in Eukaryota, Metazoa, Chordata, Actinopteri, Siluriformes, Clariidae.